AUGUCGCGGUCAAACCCUCCCAACCCCGCGGGUUCCCGCAAGAUCUCGUUCAACGUCAGCGAACAGUAUGACAUUCAGGAUGUGGUCGGUGAAGGCGCCUAUGGUGUCGUCUGUUCGGCGAUACACAAGCCCUCGGGCCAGAAGGUAGCCAUCAAAAAGAUAACACCUUUCGAUCACUCUAUGUUCUGUCUGCGAACCCUGCGAGAAAUGAAGCUCUUGCGAUAUUUCAACCACGAGAACAUCAUCUCUAUUCUGGACAUCCAAAAGCCAAGAAAUUACGAGUCGUUCAACGAGGUCUACUUGAUCCAGGAACUGAUGGAGACUGAUAUGCAUCGGGUGAUCCGUACGCAGGAUUUGUCCGACGACCAUUGCCAGUACUUCAUCUACCAGACCCUGAGAGGACUGAAGGCCAUGCACUCGGCUAACGUCCUGCACCGCGACCUGAAGCCCAGCAACCUCCUGUUGAACGCGAACUGCGAUCUCAAAGUUUGUGAUUUCGGUCUGGCAAGAUCUGCCGCAUCCCAGGAAGACAACUCUGGCUUCAUGACCGAAUACGUUGCCACUCGUUGGUACCGGGCACCUGAGAUCAUGUUGACUUUCAAGGAGUACACCAAGGCGAUUGAUGUGUGGUCCGUCGGGUGUAUCUUGGCUGAGAUGCUUAGCGGGAAGCCAUUGUUCCCCGGAAAGGACUACCACCACCAACUGACUCUGAUUCUGGAUGUUUUGGGAACCCCUACUAUGGAGGACUACUAUGGAAUCAAGUCUCGUCGUGCGCGGGAGUACAUCCGAUCUCUUCCGUUCAAGAAGAAGGUGCCAUUCCGAACCCUCUUCCCCAAGACGUCCGACCUGGCUCUGGACCUGCUUGAGAAGCUGCUUGCCUUCAACCCUGUUAAGCGCAUUACGGUUGAGGAAGCUCUCAAGCAUCCGUACCUCGAACCAUACCACGACCCGGAGGAUGAGCCCACGGCAGCCCCGAUUCCUGAUGAGUUCUUCGACUUUGACAAGCACAAGGACAACCUCAGCAAAGAGCAACUGAAGCAGCUCAUUUACCAAGAGAUCAUGCGGUAG
Molecule: messenger RNA, 1068 nt
Organism: Anthostomella pinea
Lineage: Eukaryota; Fungi; Ascomycota; Sordariomycetes; Xylariales; Xylariaceae
Source: the annotation of a GenBank genome assembly